CUUUCCUCGUCUAAUUGUCCGUGCCCCUGAUUCUCCUCUUUUCUCUCUCGAACCAAGCUUCCUGAUCUCUGCUUAACGACGGGGUGCUCUUAUCUUGAUCACUUCGCCAUGUCCAAUCAGUCAGGUGCAGGACUGCCAGACUCCCAGAGGGCAUGGGAGACGCGUGCAACCGCAACAGGUGUGAUCCACCAGUCGGUACACUCGGCGAGCCUCGAGUCCGCUUCUGAGAUUAAAGAGCCCCAAUAUGUAAUGCUGCAGGUCCUGUGGCGCGACCGGCAAAGGAGAGAGUUUGACUGGAAGCUCUCUGGCCUUGAACCUUGGAAAACCGCCGCAAAGGCCCACUGCGAUACCUACAAGUCUUGGACGCUUUAUUGCGAAGACCUGGCGGCGGGAAAAACCAAGAAGUCGGAGUUCCAGGAAUCAUCCUUUGCGGUCGCCCUGCUUUACCAACGUCAGGCUGCCAAUGUCACCACCAUGGAGAUGACUCCUUCGGUGUUUGUCACCCCCCAUGAGCCACGCGACCUCCGAAAGAUGCCGCGUAUCAAUUACGACGAGGACGCCAUGCUCGCAGAGGUCGACCAUUUGCAUAUCAGUAGCAACCCGCAAACUCCAGUGCAUUCGCGCACCCUCAUUGAUCCGGACGAAGGAGGCCUCCCAAGGAGCUCCUACAAGCCUUCGAGUCCCAACGAACCGGAAGAUAUCCAGCGCCAGAUCUACAGGCAGUCAAAGGAUGAGCAGAUAGUAAAUGCAGCACUUAUCAGCUUUGUCAACGCACUCACCCUUCACUCGGACAUAUGUGUUGUGUGGUCUUUCCAUCGCAUACCCCUCAAGGCGGACUUCAACCCCGCAUCCUAUGAGGCUCGCACCGACGGCUACCUCGAGAUUCCAAGCACCACAGAUGAAUGGAAGCGGAUCCGCGCGCUUGUGGAGGUGAAGGCAGCGAGUCGCCGGAAAAACGGGCCAACAAUCCGCAUGCAGGAAGCUGCGCAAGUGGUUGCAUGGCUAAAAAGUCGUCCUGAUCGCGGGGGACUCCUGAAUGGACCAGGCAGGCGCAUUCUCCUCUCUCAAGACCGGCACGAGAUCUUUAUCACUGUGGCAGAAUACGACGACAAGUACUUGGACUUCCUUGACGGGAACCCUGGGCCCGACCGCGCAUUUCUGAGAAUGCACGAAUUCGGACCGUGGAACACACAAUCUGUAAAGGACAUGAAGCAGGUCGCUGUCAUUCUCGUUGCGAUGGCUCUACGAGCUGAGGCCGAUCGCAUAGCUGAGAACCUGUAGUGAAAGCCCAGUGAGGCCAAGGAGUGCCGGUAGUCUCACAAGGGGUCCCAUGUGUGGCAGGUGGGUGUUGUGUGCCUCGGGCCAUGAGGAAGUACUACGGGGUUCUCCCUCUGAUGAAUGUGCGAGGUUCUUCAUCUGUCAUGUCUCCUCCUCCUGGCUUUUCUGGUAUCCGAGGCGCUUAGAGUGUUUAUCGAUCUCAAACUGCAGGCGAUACAAGAUGCCCUCGAUCACGGUGGUUGUUCAUCAUCAGACUCCUCCAAUCCACGUAGAGAGGACCCUCUGGAGCGCCGGCCCAACCAAAAUGCGAUAUAGGAUCGGUAU
Molecule: messenger RNA, 1602 nt
Organism: Aspergillus ibericus CBS 121593
Lineage: Eukaryota; Fungi; Ascomycota; Eurotiomycetes; Eurotiales; Aspergillaceae
Exons: 1
Coding region: 109-1281 (390 amino acids)
Source: RefSeq, a predicted model, not a curated record